Penicillium daleae is the source of this 2331-nucleotide messenger RNA. RefSeq lists its product as uncharacterized. The transcript is spliced from 5 exons. Gene Ontology annotation, molecular function: carbohydrate:proton symporter activity. Gene Ontology annotation, biological process: transmembrane transport; carbohydrate transport. The record is from RefSeq and is a predicted model, not a curated record. Gene Ontology annotation, cellular component: membrane. Lineage: Eukaryota; Fungi; Ascomycota; Eurotiomycetes; Eurotiales; Aspergillaceae. The annotation marks the transcript as partial.
CUCUAUAACAUGGCUGGGGGAACAAGCAUCUGGGUUAGCAGUGAAGCAAAGACAGAUCCAAAGGCAAUCUUCAACCUCCGCCUCCUCUACCUCUUGGUUGCCGUCUCCUGGGCCGGCUCCUUUUAUGGAUUUGAUACAGGGAACAUCGGCGGGAUUCUCACUCUGCCAUCUUUUAAGAAUGCAUUUGGAAUGAGUGGAGUGACUCAGUCUGAGUUGGAUAAUAGAAAGGGAACAAUUGCAAGUAUGCUCGCAGCAGGUGGAUCUACCGGCUCCUUGCUUGCAGCACCAACAUCUGACCACUUUGGUCGAAAAUGGUCGGUCUUUGGCUGGGGUCUGGUGUUCUUAGUUGGAGCGCUGAUGCAGAUGAUCGCCAACCAUGAGGUCCUCCUCGGCGGGCGCUUCAUCGCGGGUAUGGGUGUUGGUGCAUCAUCGAUGCUUACCCCUCAGUUCCUAGCGGAAAAUUCCCCAAAGUCCGUCAGAGGAUCCAUGACCGCCACCUAUAAUCUAAUGAUUGUCACAUCUCUGAUGCUGGCAUUCUGGGUGAAUUAUGGUGUCUCAAAGUGGUCUUUCCCUGGCGUGGAGCACGACAAUGCCCAGUGGCGCUCCGCAAUGGGCAUUCAGUUGAUUCCCGGUGCCCUCUUGUGCUUAAUGAUUCCAUUUGUGCCAGAGACUCCACGUUGGUUGAUCAACCACGGCAAAACCGAGAAGGGACUUGAAAAUAUUUGCAGAUUGCGGAAGCUUCCCGCAGAUCACAUCUAUGUGCAAACUGAAUAUCGUGAGAUUGAGGCACAGGUAAUUCACGAGCAGGAAUGCUUUGCUGGGCAUAGCUACUGGGUUGUCAUGAAAGAUAUUUUCACGUCAAGAAAUAACUUCCAGCGCUUCUUCCUGUCUGUGAUGCUGUUCCUGUUUCACAAGUUUACCGGAACAGACUCGCUGAAUUACUAUGCACCAGAAAUCUUUGUCUUAAUCGGAGUAAAGGGCAGUUCCUCUAGCUUGCUCACUACGGGUAUCUAUGGUGUUGUAAAGACAGUUACCACAAUCAUCUAUGUGGGUUACCUGGUUGACCGAGUUGGACGUCGUAUUCCACUCCUUAUCGGAGCUACAUUGCAAGCAACUGCAAUGCUUUAUCUGGCACUCUAUCUACGGUUUGCCGGAACGAAUACGGAAACAGUAGGAGGAACUCCUGCAGGAGGGAUUGUUGGUAUCAUUUGGAUUUAUAUUUAUGCCUUCGGCUGGUCAUUUGGCCAUUCUGUCGCUUGCUACGUGGUCGCUGCAGAGAUUUUCCCAACGAGAAUUCGAUCCUUCUGUAUGGCGAUCUGCUUUUUCAUUAAUUGGAUAGUGGACUACGGUAUUACUCGAGCAACGCCGAACAUGAUCACCGAGAUGGGUUGGGGUGUGUUCCUGCUUUAUGCCAUGCUGACCUAUUUGGGCGUUAUUUUCAUCUUCUUCUGUUUGCCUGAGAUGAAAGGUCGGUCAAUUGAGAGUAUGGAUAAUUUGUUUGAGCGACCGCUAUGGACGAUGUGGCGACAUGCUUACCCUACCGAGGAAGAGAAAACCCGGUCUGAUGUGCGAGAAGAAAUCAUGGCGGGAAAAUUGAAUGAUCAGGAGGACGAUGGAAAGAGAGACCGCGUGGAGCAUGUUGACUGGUCCUCCGAUCACCACCGCAUUCAGUCUGCGCUCCAGAAAUCUCUCAACGAUCUGGGCCUCGAGUAUGUGGAUCUCUAUCUUAUGCACUGGCCGGUCACAUUACCUACCUCAACCCCCGAAGCAUACGGAAGAGAGGAUCGCACCGUCCACGACCCGGACUGGGACUUUACUGAUACGUGGAGUGAGAUGGAGAAGCUGCCUGGGACAGGAAAAGUAAAGGCCAUUGGAGUAGCCAAUUUCUCAACAGUAAAUUUGAGAAAAUUACUGGAGAGUUGCAAAGUUGUCCCUGCUGUGAACCAGACAGAAAUUCAGCCAUUGCUUCCUCAGAAGAAGCUUAAUGCGCUGUGUAUACAACACGGGAUUCAUCAAACCGCAUUUGGUCCUCUGGGCGGCAGUGGAAGUACACUUCACGAGAAUCCAGUUAUCACUUCCAUCGCCGAGAAGAGAAGAUGCAGUUCUGGUAAUGUGUUGCUUAGCUGGGGCGUGAGGAAAGGUUGGAGCCUGAUCCCGAAGAGCACGAACCCAGCGAGAGUUGCCUCCAAUCUACAGAAAUGCUUCGAUAUGGCUGACGAAGAGACCGCGCAAAUUGACAAUUUGGUCACAACACUUGGAGGAAAGCGAUUCAAUCGUCCAAACUGGGGGACAACUAUCUUCCAUGACGAUGAAGAGGCGAACGUGCAAUAG